CGUGAGUGGCGGUGAAUUUGACAGUUGACUAGACGGGAAGAUAUUAAUUAAUGAUUAAAACUGGCUUCGCACUGUUUGCUCGACAGGAAGGCAUAGAAAAAUUAGCGUCUCAAGGAAAAAGGUACCCCAUAUAUAGCGCUUGAGGAAGAUGUCAUCUGUGGGAGAUCAGGACAGUAUCCCAGCCCUGCCGUCAGAUUCCCCAGGCAGCUCCGUGUCUUCUCACUUCCAGGAGGAGUAUGAUGAAUUGCUCAAGUAUGCUGUUGUGAUGCCCAAUUAUAACCCUCACACCCUGGCUGGGACAUCUGAGGAUCAAGGGACAUCUCAGCCUCAGCCUAGACCCCAGACACAGGCUCCGCCCCAGCUCCAACCCCAACCCCAGGCCCCACCCCAGUUCCUGGACACCAUCAUAACAAUCAGCUCCCAAGCUGAUGCUUUCCAGGACAGAAGCCAUGACUCCCAAGCUACAGAUACACUAGUAGAUGUGAGUCAAGGGUCCAGCGCUCAGAGAGUGGGCAGUGCUCAGAAGAGCCCAGUCAUGAGGGACAUCUUCCCUGAACUGACAGAUGACGAUGUUUAUACUAGACCAGAGAGCCUCAGUGCAGAGCAAGAUAGAAUUCAUGACAGUCGGCACAGUGCACAGCAGGGAAAGUCCAACACCUCCCACUCCAGACAAUACUACAGUCCCCAUCUGGGUCACUCUGUUAGCACCGAUUCUGAUGUGCCAGAAGAUGUCAGACAUGUGGUUUUCUCAGCCACCAUUGAUCCAGAUCUCAACCGAAUGGAGAACCUGCUAGAUCAGUGGUGUACAGAUUUGAAGAGAAAUGUUUUGGCUGAAUAUGGGCAGUCCAAGAUACAGUUAGUGGAGAUCAACCGCAUUGCGUUACAAAAAGAGAAAGAAAGGCAUGCCGCUGAUCUGGAGAAGGUGAAGAAUGACAUGGAGAACCUGAAGGAGUUGUUGCACACAUACGAGCAGUCUGUGGAAAGGAAAGACCAAGUCAUUGCCAACUUGACAAAUGCUCUUCAGAAAAACAGAGAAAAGAUGGAAAUGAUGAAGAAAUUUAAUGAGUGGAAACUGAGGCUCAGUGAUUCUGGCAGAGAGGCAUUUGCUAGUAAUCUGGCCAAGUUGCAUUACCAGAGGAAGUUGUGUCAGAAGGUUUGGGCGGGCUGGCACUCUGUCAUAGAGUCCAGCUGGAAGCAGAGGGUGGAAAAGGCGUGUCAAGCCAAAGCCCAGGAAGUCUGCCUCAACCUCACAAAUGAGUACGAAGCUCGUAUAGCUGCGUUAAGUGAGGCUUUAGAGGCAGCCAGGGCUGAGGUAACCCAACUUCACAAGGAGAGAGAUCGCUUUGAGGAGCAGAUGAAGAAAGCGUUCAUGCGAGGUGUGUGCGCUCUUAAUGUGGAAGCCAUGACCAUAUUCCAGGGUGGCGAAGAAGACUCACAAAAUGGAGUGGAUGAGGCUAGCCCUACUGAGGACAUAUCGUGUAACUUUGAGAGCAGUUUACCUUGUAAGGAUUAUGGCCAUCAGAAGUCCAUUCCCAAAGAGCCAGCACCCAGACCAGACAGGGAGGUGCCCCAGCGCAGUAAACCCCCACCCAGAAGCACAGGGGUGACCUCACAGACAACAACAGCCAGAUCAACAGUGAGUGUACAGUGA
Molecule: messenger RNA, 1651 nt
Organism: Liolophura sinensis
Lineage: Eukaryota; Metazoa; Mollusca; Polyplacophora; Chitonida; Chitonidae
Product: centrosomal protein POC5-like
Exons: 10
Coding region: 149-1651 (500 amino acids)
Source: RefSeq, a predicted model, not a curated record